AUGAAGAUAUCUCGGACUGCCCCCCACGACUGCGAUGUGGAUACGGGCGAACUCGAGGCACUACAUCUCCGUGACACUCAAUCCGGUCGUAAGUGUCCACCUUCAAUCGCGUCCAAAAACUGCGACGAGUGCGAGCAAAAAAGGGCGGAAUUCAGCUGCGACGACUGUGGACUCCAGUAUUGUGCCACCUGUGACACGCACCGGCACCGAAAAGGGAAAUUGCAAUUUCACGAACGACAGCAAAUACCACGAAGUCGAAUCCCGAAAGUUGAAAAAGCUGAAACCGAAGCGAACCCAAGUCUCGACGUAGCCGAAUGGAAAAUCUGUGACGUGUGCGACUGGCUCGAAGCGCAUGAUUUAGGGCUGUUUGUAGACGAAGCGCAACGACAAAAACUUACAGGAGAGAUGUUGCGGUCAUUGGAUGGUGCACACGCAUUCGUGGAGGCUGCAGCGGGCGUCAGUCGCGGUCACAAGAAGAAAUUGCUGCGGGAAGUGCUCAAACUGCAGAGUGUUGUGGCGCGUUCACCUUGUAAACGUGUGAUUGCCUCUGAAGCAGUACCUUUGCCACCGAUACAGGGUACUGGAAACUCUAGACGUCCUAUUGGCUUUGAUGUGCGUGUGGAUGUGGAGUCUGGAGUCGCGCCACCACCUCCCAGACGUGGAUUCGGUCUGGGCUCUCUUGGGUUGAAGCCGUUGAAGAUUGACGUGACUGAUGGUGCUAGUGGUGAUGCCGUUGGCGUUGUAAAAAGAGGUCGUGGAGGUAGGCAGAUGUUGGGUCUCGAUCUUGCACUGGUCAAAUGUGACGAGAAGACAGUGGCAGCUUCGUUUGAUUUCUCUGCAACUGGCACGCUGCAGACACAAGGCUUCGAGAUCGAUACACGUGGUAUUGCCAAUGUGCCUUUUGCAAGCUCUCAACAGUACCAAGCGAACGAGAAAAAGUCUAGAUCCAGCGCAGAUGCAAUCAGUACGAAAGAGUAUUUGUUAAUGCUUGAGGAGCUUGGACAUGGAGCUGGUGGAAAGGUAUAUAAGGCGCUGUACAUGCCGACGUUCAUGCUGGUGGCUGUUAAGAUCAUUCGAGUGCACGACCAAAAGAAGCGCCAUCAAAUGGUGCGUGAGCUCAAGUCGCUGUACGUAAACUUUGUACCGCUCGCCUCUGCUGCCUUCCCAUCUACUUCCGCGGCAACGUCAUCUGUUGCUCGAGCAGCAUGUGAAGAGCUUGUUAUUUUCUACGACGCAUACACCAACCCCGAGCUGGGUUCUGUAUCGAUCGUCUUGGAGUACAUGGAUGGAGGAUCGCUAGAAGAUUACGUGCAGUCUGCUAUCAAUGGAGAUGGAAGAAAAGAGGGCUGCUUGUCCGAAAAGGAGAUUGCGAACGUUGCUGCGUGCGGGUUAAAAGGACUAGCUUUUUUGCAUGAGCACCACCAGUUGCACCGAGAUAUCAAACUUAGCAACAUGCUCAUCAACUACCAAGGUCAAGUCAAGAUAUCGGACUUCGGUAUCUCUCGCGACCUCGAAAGUACCUUGGCGAAGGCGACGACAUUCACAGGCACGCUUUUGUACAUGGCACCUGAAAGAAUUAGUGGAGGCACGUACUCGUAUCCCUCCGAUAUCUGGUCUUUCGGACUCGCGAUUAUGGCUUGUGCCAUCGGAAAACUGCCUGUUCCGUCGAAAGAAGGCUACUGGGGUGUUGUACAGGCUGUGCAGGAGCAGCCCUCUCCGCGACUACAAGACUAUGACGAUCGUUUUUCUCCGGAACUUUGCGAUUUCCUGGACCAGUGCUUACAGAAAAACCCGAUGUAUCGACCCCCUGCAGCGAUUCUACUGGAGCACUCGUUUAUCAAGAAACACUUCUUACCGAAAGAGCAAACGAACGUACGACUGAGCCGGGAUCGACGGCCACGGACAGCGGAAGCUCUUGAACGCAGUCGCCAAGAAAUGCGAACUAUCGCUAGUAAGGCCCACAGCUGGUGUCUCGAUCACGCGGAUGUUUUUCAGUGCCUAUCAUCCACAAGUGGGGUGAAUGGGUCGCAAGUUACUUCAAGUAAGCGAAAGAUCGAGGUUCUAGCUGAACAGCUGCAUCUACCUGUCGACGAAGUGGCUCCGCAUUUCACGUUUCUGGACGAAUUUUGCACAUAG
This is a messenger RNA of Peronospora matthiolae, 2136 nucleotides long. The record is from the annotation of a GenBank genome assembly. Lineage: Eukaryota; Oomycota; Peronosporomycetes; Peronosporales; Peronosporaceae.